Camellia sinensis is the source of this 432-nucleotide messenger RNA. The record is from RefSeq and is a predicted model, not a curated record. NCBI's taxonomy places the organism in Eukaryota, Viridiplantae, Streptophyta, Magnoliopsida, Ericales, Theaceae.
AUGGCGGUGGAACUGGAUCGGUGUGUCAUCAACGACCGUGAGACUGGCAGAUCCAGGGGGUUCGGGUUCGUGACGUUCAAGGAUGAGCAGUCGAUGAGGGACGCUAUCGAGGGAAUGUACGGUGAGGAUCUUGACGGGCGCAACAUCACCGUCAACGAGGCCCAGUCCCGCGGAAGCGGUGGUGGCGGAGGCCGCGGGUUCUGCGGUGGUGGUGAUCGUGGUGAGGGUGGAUACGGUGGUGGUGGUGGAUAUGUUGACGAUGUUGAUCAUGGCGUUGAUGUCGCUGAUGUUGAUGUUGAUGAUGUCAAUCAUGGCGCUGAGGUUGAUGAUGUUGAUCAUAGCACCGAUGUUGAUAAUGUUGAUGAUAUUGAUGACGACUGCUGCCCUAUUUUCGUAAUUUCACAUUAUCAAAUUACCAAGUUUGUCCAUUAG